CUUUGUCGAGACUUCAGUCCCCGAAGGUGCCCUUCGAAUUCGACAACGCAGCCCGUGGCGCGUUCACUACGUUGAAGGCAGCGAUGCAAGCCGCACCUGCCCUCCGUAUAUAUGACCCCACCCUUCCCACCCAAGUGACUACAGACGCUUCGGGAUACGACAUUGGGGCGGUGUUGGAACAGUGCCACGAGGACGGUUGGCAUCCGGUCGAGUAUAUCUCCCAAAAGGUGCCUCUCGUCAACACUCUCGACGAUGCUAGGAAGAAAGAGCUACUCGCGUUCGUCACCGUUCUCAAACGGUGGCGCCACUUUCUUCUCGGCCGUCGGCGUUUUAAAUGGAAUACGGAUAACAAUCCGUUGACAUUUUACAAAACGCAGGACACKGUCACAAGCACGAUCGGUCGAUGGAUGUAUUACAUCGACCAAUUCGACUUCGACCCGUGCCACAUUCCCGGUCCCGCCAAUCGAGCUGCGGACGCCCUAUCGCGACGACCCGACUUUUGUGCCAUUGUGACCACGGCAUUCGACCUCGAUGACGAUCUGCAGCCGCAUUUCGUCAAAGGCUACAAGUCCGAUCCGAUUUACUCUACGCUUUACGCAAAGCUCUCAUCGGAUCACCCGCCGGCUAGCCACUAUCGGAUUUUCGACGGGUUCCUUCUCCUUCACACGAGAGGAAAGGACUUGUUAGUCGUGCCCCAAGAUCGCAUUUUACGGACUCGUCUUCUCGGCAAAUUCCACGACGCACGACUUUCGGCACACCUUGGCGUGAACCGCACAUUAGCACGCCUCCGCCAGCGUUUUCACUGGCCCGACGUCCUUCAUGACGUCACGAGGUACGUGGAAUCAUGUGCAGUUUGCCACCGUAACAAGGGUCGAUCUCGAGUCCCCUUUGGCGAACUGAAACCGUUGCCGAUUCCUCGGGCACCGCGCCUCUCCAUUGCUAUGGACGUGACAGGCCCGUGUCCCCGCGAUCGCCACGGCCAUGACGGUAUUCUCACGGUCGUUGACCGUUUGAGCAAGUAUGCUCGCUUCCUUCCUUGCAAGUAUCAUGCUGCAGCACCCGAGCUCGCACGACUCUUGCACACCGGUUGGAUUACCAACCAGGGUGUUCCGGAAGACAAAGUGAGCGACCGAGAUACUCGCUUCAUGUCAACCUUUUGGACUUCCCUCAUGGCUGAGUCAGGUACGACUAUGAAGUCGAGCUCGGCUCGGCACCCGCUGACGGAUGGCCAGACGGAGCGAGCACACCAAACCGCUCAGCUGAUGUUGCGUACGCUCAUCCGUCCCGACCAGAAAGAUUGGGUUGACCGGCUUCCCGACAUCGAGUUCGCCUAUAACACUUCGGUGCAUCCGGCGAUCUGCGUCACACCAUUCGAGCUAUAUCAUGGUGGAGAGAAAGCACGGAUCUUCGCUGAUCUCCUUUUGCCACAGGCUGCCGACAUAGACGUCCCUUACUCUCCCGCUUCCGUUUGGAAGUACCGGGACUUGCUGAUCAAAGCCCGCGCAAAUAUGCAAAAGGCUCAGAUCCGCAUGCAGCAGCAGGCUAACCGAUGUCGACUUCCAUGUCCUUUCCGCGAGGGAGACCUUGUUUGGGUCCUCUCCRAGGAAUUUGCGCUCGAGCAGGAYGUUUCGCGCAAACUCCUUCCGAAAUGGUUCGGACCAUGGGAAGUCACUUCUGCCGUUGGAGACGACCCCGCAGGUCCUUCCUUCGUGAUCAACAUUCCACGGCACCUUACAGUGCAUCGGGUCUUCCACGCAUCGAAGCUGGCCAUCUACACGCCACCUUCAGUUGACGAGUUUCCCGAACCUCGAUCACAGGAUCCGCCUUCUAUGGACGGACAUCAGGAAGUGGACCGAGUCAUCACGCACCGCAAGUAUGGCAACGAGCCAAUGCAGUACAAAGUCACAUUCAAGCAAUGUGCGUCUGACGACACUCGGUGGAUCUCUAGUGCAGAUUUGCAGACUUCUGCACCCCUCAUCUUCGCCAACUAUGAGAAGACACGACUUGCCAUGGCAGCAGCUCGUCCCACCCGACCCAUCCCGAGACAACUCCGCCCUCGCAG
Molecule: messenger RNA, 2062 nt
Organism: Chara braunii
Lineage: Eukaryota; Viridiplantae; Streptophyta; Charophyceae; Charales; Characeae
Source: the annotation of a GenBank genome assembly